AUGGAGAAUGAAGGGUCGGGAAAAAUGACCUUCAUCAAACAAAGCAGGGGGCAAAGGGUGGGGGCCAGAUCUCUGACUGACGGAUACGGGGUCGUUGCCCUGUGGCGCCCUCGAGUCGAAGUCGUCCUCAUUUCAGGUCCAUCUUCGCGUCAAGGUCAAAUUUCGGAGGGGCCAACAGAAAGCAAGAGUUGUCAGAGUAAAUCUUAUGUUGUUCAGGACCAGCAACAGCAUACAGGUGAACGGAGGGUGGCUGAUCCAGACGACUGCCAUGGCGAUGAAGAUGACGAAGACCAGGACUACUUCGCACGUAUGGCUGAAGCUUACAGGAAAAAUUUUUGUGAAGAAACAGCAGACUUGUUUAGCGGUACCAUGGAGGCUGGGCGUUGGAACGAGAUCGUCAGCCAGCUCAACUUCACCAAGUCUAAAGCCGACCAACUGCUCAGUGACAGUGUUAGUGCACUGAAACAGAAGGCCUCCGAGGCGUAUGACUCCCAUCCUCAUCACACCAGUCCUCCUGAAACCCUGUUUCGGCUGCAGGAGGUCUUAGUUAGGGAGGCUGUUUUGGCGCUUGCAAAACAGUGUCGUGAACAGAAUGUUGUGUUUCCUCAGUCAUUUGAGAAGAAAUAGAAAAGGCUGAAAGCAAAUAACAUGAAACAACACUUGAAUUGUUUAGAAAUUUUAAAUGGUUCUCUUGAUGACCGCCUUAAACGUAUUGUUCUAAAUGGAUGUGUGUUUUGAAAUUAGCCUGAUUAUACAAUUGUGUGUAGAUCAUUUGA
This is a messenger RNA of Branchiostoma floridae (Florida lancelet), 776 nucleotides long. RefSeq lists its product as uncharacterized. The transcript has 3 exons. The coding region runs from base 1 to 627 and encodes 208 amino acids. NCBI's taxonomy places the organism in Eukaryota, Metazoa, Chordata, Leptocardii, Amphioxiformes, Branchiostomatidae. The record is from RefSeq and is a predicted model, not a curated record.